Molecule: messenger RNA, 1747 nt
Organism: Trifolium pratense (red clover)
Lineage: Eukaryota; Viridiplantae; Streptophyta; Magnoliopsida; Fabales; Fabaceae
Product: putative F-box protein At1g65770
Exons: 2
Coding region: 311-1447 (378 amino acids)
Source: RefSeq, a predicted model, not a curated record
UCAAUUAAACGCUAAAAAAAGUUUCCUAGUUUUCUUCAAAACUAAGUAACAUAAAAAACUGUUUUCAUUACUACUUCUUUUCCUCAACCAUCAAGAUCUCAAAAGUGUUUAUUCUUCCUUCUCCCUGCUUUCAAUUUUCAUUAUUACCUCUUUUCUCAGUUACCUUCUUCUAAAUAAUCUCAUAGCUAUUUUCUACACUCUCUACAACUUUUUCCAACAACCCUUCAAAUCUACUAGAGAUUAGAAACCAAACAUCAAAAACACACAACAAAUGUUUCAUCAUCUUUGAGUUCUUGUUCCUCUUCAGCCAAUGGAUGAGAAAGUAGAUUGGUCUCAACUCCCUAUAGAACUAUGGCCCAAGAUAGGAAAAUCUCUUGAUAAUCACAUAGAUGUUCUUAGAUUUCGCAGUGUUUGUGAAUCAUUUCGUUCUUCCAUUCCUCACUGUCUUCCAAAUUCUCCUUCUUUUCCUUUACAACUAACUCAUCCCAUCAACAACAGAGUAAUCCCCACUUUCCUCAAUUUAGCUACCAUUUACCUUAUUAAACCAACUCAUGAAAGUUCCAGCACAAAUUUAUCUUCUUCUUCUUCUUCCAAAGGUUGGUUGAUUAAAGUUGAAGAAUCAAACAAUCAUCCUUUGAGGAGUUUGUUGGGUCCUAUCUCCGACCGAAAAUUAUCAUAUCCUCUUAGUAAUAAUGCUUCUCUAAUGCUAUUGAACUUGUUGAAUUAUAGGGUCAUUGAGCUAUGCAAAUCAUAUUCAUGUAGAGGUCGAAGAACUAGAUGGUUUUCAUGUAAGGUGAGAAAAGUUGUGUUCUAUCCUAACUCUCCUUGGAUCAAUGUCAAGGAUUGUGUAGCUUUUUGUAUCUUUCAAAAAGGUAGAAUAGGAUUCAUUAAACAUGGUGCUAAAAAUUGGAAACUUGUGGAUCACAAGAAUUGCAACUAUGAUGAUGUUAUUGUGUUUAAGGGUCAGUUUUAUGUUACUGAUAAAUGCGGAACUAUUUCACGGUUUGAUGUUUGUUCUUUGAAGUUGAUACAAUUUUCGCCUCCUUUGUGUGGUUUUGGAAACAAGAAAGAUUUGGUGGAAUCUUGUGGUAGUCUUUAUGUCGUUGAUAGAUAUUACGAAAGCAGUGACGAAGGCAGUGACGAAAGCAGUGAAGACUUUGGUCGAGAUGAGGUUGUGGAAUGUUUCAAAGUUUAUAAGUUGGAUGAAGAAUGUGGAAAAUGGGUUGAUGUGAAAAACUUGAGAGAUAGAACUUUCAUUUUGAGCAAUACUUGUAACUUUUCUGUUUCUGCUGAAGAAUUGAUUGGAUAUCAAGGGAAUUGUAUCUACUUUAAGGAUACUUUUGAUGUUCGUAUGUAUAAUUUGGAAGAUCAUAGAAUUGUUACGGUUGAUUUUCAUCCUAGUAUUGACAAGUCUUUGUGGUCUAAUGCUCCUUGUGUGAGAAGGUGAGAUGUUAGAAGAAAUAACAGGUCUAGCAAAUUCAGUUUCAAAGUUAAGAGUGUCAAUAUGCAGAAGAAAGCCUCUCCCUAAAGAAGUGCAGAAUGUAGAGACUAUUUGCUAAGUGAUGUGUUUUUUUCUGCUACAAGUAUAUAAUUAGAUUAAAUUAAACUGUGUAGUUCAAGGAUUGAAGGCUAUUUACAUCACAAUGGCAUCUUCUACAAUCUACAUGUUCUCUUUAUUGUAUAUCAAUAUAGUUAUUAUUCCAUAGUGCUUAGACAUUAUUGAAAAUAAUGUACUUAUUUACAUUAG